GCGAUACAAUGGAGCCGGCUCUGCGUCGAGCGGCUCACAGCCUGUGCAGGAGCUGCUCUGCAUCUUUGCGGAGGCAAAUAGCCGCAGGAGGCGCAUCGAAGCCAUGGGCGCAGGUAUCAAUCCGGAGCGUGCAUUCGUGCAAGUCGCAAGACACCAAACGUACGAUUGCGGGAUCCAAGUUGACAACUGCUCGGGAGUUUACAUCCAGCGCGAAGUCGGCUUCUGAGGCCGCUGCUGCUGGCAAAUCUCCGACAUCUACACUUCGCUUGAGCCCCGAUGACCUCUUCCACCCGUUUUCCGAAUCGCCAGUUCCUGAAUUCCGUCGCCGAGCUGCCUAUAUGAGACAGCAUGCAUACUGCCCUCACCCAGACCACAAGCAUGCCAGAGUCCCUCUCGAUGCUUCAACGGUUGACGAUGCCGCUCCAGCCACUGGAGGUGACAUGCCCCCUGCGAAUGUGGAUUUUGAGUGCCCCGAUUGUGGCAUUGCUGUGUAUUGCAGCAAAGAGCACUGGAUGGACGAUUAUGAGAAUCACCUGAAGAUCUGCGAUACUCUCCGCCAAAUCAACGAAGACGACCACGAUCUACGAUCCGGCAGAGUGUUCCACGAGGGCAAUCUCCCCGAUCUUCAGAUGGAGAAUGCUGCGGUCAACAUGACGAAUUGGGAUACGUUCAUGUAUACUCGAGAGUUUGAGGCAGUUGACUCGGACCGCUCAAUGAGGCAAAUCACUCGACUCCUUACCUACCCGAUUACAAUUGGAAGUGUUCUUCAUGAAUUGAGCCCCUACAACAUCCAGAGUGGUGGGCGUUUGACGGUCGAAGGCUUAAAGAGCUUUAGUGCUCUGAGAUAUAAUCUGCAUAUACCAAGGUCUGGUCGUGGUGCUGGCAUCAACCAACUUCGCCCAGAGCCCCCGCCAGUGAGAAUAUUCAUUCUCGGCGCUCGAGCCGAAUCAUCUCUGCCACGACCUGUAUGGGUGCAGCUGGCUCAUCUGUUCCCGGAAUCACGACUGCACCUCAUCUUUAUCGGACCAGAGAGCAUGGCCAACCGAGACGACGAAUUUCCUCUGCCGGAGCGCACGCCGUCAAAUCCAUUUGGCACUGUGGUGGAAGACCGAGUGUGGUACAACAUGAAGAUUAGCACUAUUGUGGACUAUUACCACACCAUUCACAAGACGGGUCACUUUGCACCUUACGACCCUUACUUUGAUUGUUUCAUGCUCUUCCACCCAGGUCUUGGCCACCCCGCAAGCAGCCACGACUGGGAAGAAACUCUACCCUUGCUUCUGGAGACCAAGGUGCCGAUUAUCAGCACUGGAUAUACCCAGGUCGACUUGGAUCGUGACGUUGAAUGGGUGAGGAAGAAGUCAGGAGGGGAGUUUGACGUGCUGCUGGAACCUGGAGAGAACAAAUUCCGGAGUCUGCGAUGGGACCUUGACGACAUGGACCCUCAGGAUAUCAGCUGUGGUAACUGGGGCGUUUGGGCGUUCCGAGGCAAGAGAGAAGAAGAAGAAACCCCAAAGGAACCUGCGACCCAACAGGCGACCCAACUUUACCUUGACGACCAGCCUCCUCUGUGCAGUUCCGUGCAGUUCCGCUCCGUUCUCUUGACUUCGUCAUCGCCUCUCCGCCUCUCCGCCUCCCCGCCUCUUGCGCGCAAUGAUCCUGCGACGACGCCGCUCGACUCGCCGGCCAUGAUAGCCGCCUCCGCUUCAGCUCCCCCUCCUCUCGCCAGAGCCUCGACGAGGUCAAAACAUGCUGCCGCCUCUCCGCCUCCCGAGGCCGGCGCCGCAGAUCGCCGGAGCACUCGUGCCGUGCCGAUCGACCCGCUGUCUGAUCGGGCCACGCUGAACCUCAUCCGCCGGACGCUGUGCCCGCAGCAUCUGGGAGACAAAGGCCGAGAUACUCAGCCCACCAUCCGGGAACUGCUGCCACCGUUGACGAGCCGCGACGAUGUCGACUUGCAGCUGUACGCCUUCCUUGCCAUCAUCAUGCGGGAGUUUGUUCAGAGCUGGUACAGCAAGAUCACUGCCGACGAGACGUUUGUACCCGAGAUUCUGCGCAUCAUUGCACACUGCACCACGGCGCUGGAGCAGAGGUUUAGCAAGUUAGACCUCGAGAGCUUGCUCCUGGACGAGAUACCAGACCUGCUCGAUAGACAUGCUACAGGCUACACGGCUGUAGAGCUACAACGAGAGAAUGAGGCUACUUAUCGCCAGUUGCUAGUCCAAGGCGUUCUGGCCAUCCUGCUCCCUACUGAAGAUUUAGAGAACCCUUGCCUAACGGCCCUCGUGGAGCAAAUCUUCUCGGAGCUAAUCAUUGGCAAUGUCAUUGCUGGCAAAGCAUCCCAGCCCUGGCUGCUCUACGAGGCCAUCUGUAUCACCGCAAAGUCAUUGGGUGAGCAGAAAGAUAGGACAAAGGCAAGGAUCGUGUCUGGGAAAGACCAGCCAUCGGACCUUGGUCAGGAUGCGGCCAAGUCCCAAAAGUGGACGGCCCAAGGGAUCUUUGUGUUGAUUAUUCACUUGGGAAUCCUCUUCUUCAACGCACUUCGGCUCAUGGCCGGCACCUUGGCGGACUCCAUAUCGUUACCUCCUAGGACGGCGCUUCAUCUCGAUGAGGAAGCCGCAGAAGGCGCUCAUAACGACAAGCAACCACCACAAUCAACGGAUACGAACCUCAGGGCUAAAGUACCUGUACUUAGCUUCAGGCUUUGGGCUUGUUUCGGAAAUCUGAUUGAGCUGGAGGAGAGGAAACCCUGGCUGGGUGGCUUCAUAUCGCUGUUACAGACGGCGGCCAUCAACGGGCCAUGGUGCAUUGCGGGGCUUAAUGGCCCUCUCGACAGACUCCUCGCGCACCAUAUUCAAUCUCUCUUCGACUCGUCUCGUCUACCACCCAUCCUUCGGUCGCUCCGAGGCGCCCUGUUUCCUAACAACAGCCCCGGCACGUCCACUCUUGUAGCUCCCCGGUCGGAGAAGGAGCUGCUCGCUCUGCGCCGCAGGGCCGCCAGCGCUAUUUCGGACUUGCUCCCUGCAAGCGUGACCCGCGUGUACUUCGGCCGUCGGCAUUGGCGCUUGGGCGGGCUAUUUGGCCCUGGCGAUGAUGGCGGAUCGUCGUCUGCGGUGACCGAUGAGGAAGACGACGAGAGGAUCUUGGAUGAGCUCGAGAGUCUCCUCGAUGUCGUUGGGGAUGAGUACUGCAACAAACACUUGAUGUAUAGCGCUUUAGAAUUGCUUCUCGUGAGGCUGAUGCCAGAGCUAAGCGACAAAGGCGUUGUGGAGCUGUGGGAAGACAGACUUGGCUAAUAGGCACCCGCGAAUACACCUUAUUGGUGGCUUUCGAGCGGUACUUGGAGUGCAUAAACAAGUCUUUCGCGCAUGUAUGCUACUUGUACAGAUAGGAUCAUUGUGCUCGCAGUGUAUUGCAGCUUCUGCCUAGCCCCUGUUCUAGGUCCCGUCUACGGAGUAGACACCUGCUCUUGGCCUCCACAUGGAUAAACAAUCGGCAUGUACCCAGU
Trichoderma virens Gv29-8 is the source of this 3508-nucleotide messenger RNA. RefSeq lists its product as uncharacterized. The record is from RefSeq and is a predicted model, not a curated record. Gene Ontology annotation, cellular component: extrinsic component of mitochondrial inner membrane. Bases 9 to 3296 code for a protein of 1095 amino acids. Gene Ontology annotation, biological process: mitochondrial respiratory chain complex IV assembly. Lineage: Eukaryota; Fungi; Ascomycota; Sordariomycetes; Hypocreales; Hypocreaceae. The transcript has 6 exons.